GAGAGUUGGGGGGUUGGGGAUUUCCAUGUUUAGACCUGGCCGGCUCUUCAUACAUAAACACUGCUGACUGGUCACAGCCAGUCAGAGUCCCACUAUCUACAGGCUCUGUCCUAUUCAGUCAUGGAGAGGAAUACGUGCUCAGCUCAGACUUCUGUACAGGUGGCUCAAAAAAUCUGUAAACCUGGGACCUCCAAUGGACUUGAUAAGCUGAGUCGUUUGGAACAGCUGGGGCCAGAGGAGUCACUGGACAGAGAGGACCCCCGAGAAUACUGCCAUGGGGGGUACCACCCUGUUCACAUUGGAGACACCUUCAACAGGAGAUACCAGGUUCUGUCUAAGUUGGGCUGGGGAUACUUCUCCACUGUAUGGCUCUGCUUGGACCUCAGGUUCAUUCACUAUGUUGCUGUGUUGGGCAGGCGAGUGGCCGUGAAGGUUUUGAAGAGUGGAGAAGGAUUCACACAGGCUGGGCAAGAUGAAUUGACUCUGCUACGCUGUGCCAGUGGUCCCACUGCUCGACACCUCCAAAGUCGGAGGAUAGUCCAACUGCUGGAUGAUUUCAAGAUAGCUGGGGUCAAUGGGGUCCACGUAUGCCUAGUGCUGGAGCUGCUGGGACCAGACCUUCGCUGUUGGCAGAUCUGUUUUGGAAAUCCAGGGCUAUCGCUGUCUUGGGUCAAACAGGUCAUUGCUCAGGUUCUUCAGGCGUUGGACUACCUGCACACUCAAUGUAAAAUCAUCCACACAGACAUCAAGCCUGAGAAUAUACUGCUAUGUUUGGAGGAGCAGAACCCAAAACAGACAGCAGGGGGCAGUGUCUGUCCAUACCUUCGGAAAGAUUCCAAGUCAAGGCGCACAGCAGAGAAGGACCUGGUGACUCCCAUCAGUCUGAAGGAGAUCACAGUAAAGAUUGCUGACCUGGGAAGCUCCUGUUGGGUGUACAAACAUUUCUGUGAGGAGAUCCAGACCCGUCAGUACCGCUCACUGGAGGUUCUAUUGGGCUCUGACUACGGCCCACCAGCAGACAUCUGGAGUGUAGCCUGCAUGGCUUUCGAGUUGGUCACUGGGGAUUCAUUAUUUGAGCCCAUAGCUGGGAAGACAUUUUCUUUAGAGGAAGACCACAUUGCUCACAUAAUAGAGCUCCUUGGCAAAGUCCCAGCAGCAGUAGCCUUGUCUGGCAAAUAUUCCAUGGAGUACUUCAAUCGCAGAGGGGACAUGCGUCGUAUCGGUGUGCUGCGGCCCUGGGGUCUAUAUGAGGUGUUGGUGGAGAAAUACCACUUCAUGCUGAAGGAGGCCUCUCUGUUCUCUGACUUCAUGUUGCACAUGUUGGACUUCCAGCCAGAGAGGAGGGCCAGUGCUGCCCAAUGUCUCCUGCACCCAUGGCUUAGCUCCUGAACCCUGGCCCUGGAGACUUGAUAGCCCCGCUCAUGGGGACCCCUGGAGCCAACUUGAUACCAAGUUAGUAGAUAAAUGUGUUAUAUAAAUGUGUUAUGCAGAGACAAACACAGUGGUGCUGAGUCACUAAGACUACGGGAAGGAUAUACAGUAUACAUUUUUGACAAUUUGCUCGAGGCCAAUGUCUGUGAAAUGUACUAUUUUAUGUUCAUUUAUUAAGUAAGACUAGAUUUGUCUCUUCUGAUAAAUGUAUGGGGCAUUUGAUUAUCUGUAAAGUGUAAUGAAUGUAUGAAGUAUAAACUUAUAUAAGUGUGGUAUGAUUUACUGAAAUAUAGAGCUUGUGACUAGACUUUCCACAGCUGUGCUGCACACAGUGCACUGCGCCAAUGAUGCUACUGUAUAUUUGCAGUUCUUUUUUACAGCAUGCAAUAAAUCACGUAUUGC
Messenger RNA from Coregonus clupeaformis (lake whitefish), 1833 nucleotides. RefSeq names its product SRSF protein kinase 3. Gene Ontology annotation, molecular function: ATP binding; protein kinase activity. NCBI's taxonomy places the organism in Eukaryota, Metazoa, Chordata, Actinopteri, Salmoniformes, Salmonidae. The record is from RefSeq and is a predicted model, not a curated record. The transcript is spliced from 12 exons. Gene Ontology annotation, biological process: spliceosomal complex assembly; regulation of mRNA processing; protein phosphorylation. Bases 121 to 1389 code for a protein of 422 amino acids.